Oryzias melastigma (Indian medaka) is the source of this 2047-nucleotide messenger RNA. RefSeq names its product zinc finger protein 260. NCBI's taxonomy places the organism in Eukaryota, Metazoa, Chordata, Actinopteri, Beloniformes, Adrianichthyidae. The record is from RefSeq and is a predicted model, not a curated record. Gene Ontology annotation, biological process: regulation of transcription by RNA polymerase II. Gene Ontology annotation, molecular function: DNA-binding transcription factor activity, RNA polymerase II-specific; RNA polymerase II transcription regulatory region sequence-specific DNA binding. Gene Ontology annotation, cellular component: nucleus.
UUUUUAUUGCUGGAAUGUGUUGGAAAAUUUGAAAUACACACUAUAUGUUGUUUAUAAAUGAAAUAUGACGACAAAUAAAUCUAUUUUUUCUUUUAAAAAGAUACAGUUUCAGCCGCAGUGCAUGCUGGGAGGCGUGACGCAAUUCAGCUGGACCGCAGUUAGACCCCGCCCUCGCUACCAUAGACGUAUUGAUAAACGUAGAUUGACGCGUCAUUCAGGGAUCCGGGGGGAACCAGCGGCGCCUCCAUGUGGCAGGAGUCAAGCUAAGCUAGCCCUACGUGCUAAAGCAGCGAUAGUUGACGGAGAACCGGAACCAUGCCGGUUGUUUGUGUUGACUUCGGAUACAACCGGAACUCUUUGGGUAGCGGAUCAUGUGGAAUGAGCUUUCACGAGUCUUUUCUCCACUAUCCGAUAUCUAAGCUGCACCACACGGACGACCCUGAAGCUUCAGAGUGCCGUCACAUGCAACAGGAAACCUUCAGGUCAGAGGUCAUGUGGAUUUCUCCAGCUUGGAGCAGACAGACAGGUCCAGCUGAUCUCUACCUGCUUUGUUACCAGGAGAAUCUUUGACCCUGUCUGGAGAACUGGAAGAGACCUUCAGGUGUGUUAAUACAAACUUCUGAAGCUCAUUGAAUACAUAAUAAUGUAAUUAAAAACUAUCAGGUUCACGUCAGCUCUCUUUAUUUAAGUUCUCCUGUUUUCUUUUUCAGUUCUUUUCUCAGCAGAUGUCAGACAGCUGCUGCAGCAUUUCAUGCUGAUGUGAGUAUUUUCUUCCUGUUACUUGAGUAUAACGUUUCAACAUGCUAAAAUAAAUGUAUUUUACUUUACUAUAAGCUCUCUGUAUUAGCACCUCGUCUGAAAUGACAUUCAGUGGAUCUCAUCCAAUCACCGCUCUAGUUCAGACUAAUGUCGGCUGGUUCUGCUUGUGACUGUCCACCAAACCUGUGAUGAACUUCUUAGAGGUGUUUAUGCUUUUCUAGCGCUGCGAUCGUCUCCAGCGUUUAUUUUUAAGGUGAAGAACAUCUUCCUCACAGUCUUACUGCGUUUGUGAACACACAGACACAUGAAAGAUGGAGGGGACGUGAUGUACUCCUCCACUAAGUAGAGUUGGACAAUACAAAAGGUGAAAAUUAAAAUUAAAAAGGGGCAAGUUUCAUUCUGGAGUGCUGCAAAAUCUACAAUAAAUAUCUUUCCAGUAACUUGUUUUUCUAUCUCGUUGUCCGCUCUCUCGGUUUCUCUGAGUCUGGAGGUCUGAAUUUCUAAACUACUGUCUGGUCCUCCCAUGCAGCCCCCCCCUCCUGGUGCUUACAGCUUUGGAGUGACUCUGGUGUUCCAGCAGGAGUUGGUACUCACCUCAUCAUCUCAGCUGCCAGAUCAUUGUCUACCUUUAGAAUCCUUCAACCACGAGGACCAACAACCAACCAUCUCUGGACCUCUCCGCUCAGCUGACUCACAGACUCAGUUCUACCUGCUCGCCGUGUCCUCCAGCUCCAGAAGGACAAAGGAACGGCGCUCACCUCCCCAAGCCUCGGACACCAUCUGCAAACCCCGGUGCAGCCUCUCCUCUCUGGGUUCUCCAUCUCUCUCCACCCCCCCUGCCGGCACGCCGACUCUGGAUUCAUCCCCCUCUCUAAAUCAAUCACCUCCUCACACACAGAAAUGUUUCCAGCACUUGGGUCCUUCUGACCUCAUGAAACCAUGACAACGACUUCAUCGGGCUUUGACUCCACAUCAGAGAUGUUGUCCAGGGAGACGAGCAGAAAGAUCUGCAGCGUUUUCUCGCAGAUGUCUUCCCUCCUGCUCUCUGAGAUCUCCACUCUGAAGGCUCGUCUGGAGCGGCUGGAGGCCGAGCUGCAGAGCGUGACCGAAAACGCUGAGGACGCCCGGCGGUGGAGGGAGGACGUCCUGAGCGGCUGCCUCGUGCUGUUACAGCAGAGCGGCCUGCUCUUCGCCCUGAAGCCCUUUGGGAGGCUGACGAGGAGGACGGCUGCACAACAGAGAGAUGAAGAAUCCUCAUCUGCUGCUCAGAUGGACAGGCUGGAUGAGG